Molecule: messenger RNA, 4076 nt
Organism: Siniperca chuatsi (mandarin fish)
Lineage: Eukaryota; Metazoa; Chordata; Actinopteri; Centrarchiformes; Sinipercidae
Gene: cracdla
Product: cracd like a
Exons: 10
Coding region: 464-3649 (1061 amino acids)
Source: RefSeq, a predicted model, not a curated record
AGUUCCUUGCAACUGGAGCUUUAUUUUUUUUCCCCCUCUACUCUCAUUUCUGGGCCUAAAAUCAGGUUAGUGUUUUAUAAGAAGCUUAGCGCAGAGGGCCACAGUGUGCCACUAAUGUAAUAGAGUACAUCUCUCUCUCUCUCUCUCUCUCUCUCUCUCUCUUCUCUUCUGUCCUCUUUUCUCUUUGUGCAUUUGCUUGUCCUGUCAUGGAGUGUCCUUGUCUCUCUCUCUCUCUCUCUCUCUCUCUCUCUCUCUCUCUCUCUCUCUCAGCCAGUUUUUCUCUCUCCUUCCACUUCCCUCACUCCCUUCCCUCUGCAUCUCCCUCCGUCUGCAGAUGUGGACGACGCAAGCCUGAGGUUUAAACAUUAGGACAGUGACACAGCCGAGACAAGACAACUUGGCGUAGAGAGGAGGACAAAGAGGCGGAAGAGAAGCAGAGGUGCUGCUAUUAGACGUUGGUCCGAUGGAGUCUUUCUCUGGAGAUACAGAAAGCACUGAAGACAUUCCAGGACGUAAAAAGUCCAAGCUCAAGUCUCUGAAAACUCGUCUCUUCGGGAGGAGUAAGAGAGCAUGUGGAGAUGGAAACGCCAAACUCAGCCAGUCAGAAAGUGACAUUACGGCAGGAAAGGGACUCGGAUCAGAGGAAGAUUUGGCAUGUUCCGAGGGGAUGAUGGGAUCACGGGCAUUGUCCCAUGACAGCAUCUUCCUGGCUGAUCUGGUCCUGACAGACGCUAAACCAGCCAGGGUCUUAUCCCAGGAGAAUGUCCACAGCAAGAUCAAAGCUCUGCAGAUGAAGCUUCAGCAGCAGAAGAUGCAUUUGGGGCCGCCACCUCUGGUUCUGCCAAUCAGACGACCAGAGGAUAUGGGAAGCCGCUUCGAGGAUGACGGUCUUCCCCACAGCCCCACCGAGAUCUCAGGAGGUGACGUCACAACCCAGGGAGCCCUCAGGAAGACCACAUCCCAGCCAUCCUCUUGUCCACUCUCACCCAUCCCCAAAAUUGCACCUACCAAAUCUGUGCCCCUGACUGCAUCACUCCCUUUGCCUCUUUCUGUCCCCUCCAAUUCUUCUGUUGUUGAGCCCCCGUUGGACUUCAGUUCUCCGGCCAAGUUCACCCCCUGCCUGGAUACCUCUGCUGCACGCCACCGGAUGUCCGUCAAGCCCAGAAACCGGAGGGGUAGCACUAAGAAGAGACCGCAUGGAGAUGACUCUAGGUCUCACUUAUACACCCUAAACAACAUCAACCACUCUGAGUCUGAGAGAGAAGAAGAGCGAUGGCUUAGUGCACAAGAGGAGGUGACAUCGGAAACAGAACAAGGAGGUGCCGUCAUUCCUAUUACAUCUCAGCGUCUUCCUUCAAAAUUCCCAGAGGUGGCACCAAUCAUGUCAGAGGCAGCAUCCAAAUCAUCCAGCCUAACAUUUUCCCAACAGGACCAAGCUCUUCCUGGGAGAGUGCCCUCUGUACCCUCCCAGUUACUUAGAGUUAAGCCUCACAGACCAGCAGAUGUAAUGUCCAGUGAACGGCCACGGUCAUCCUUUAUACAGUCAGAACUGAAGGACAAAAGAGAGGGGGAUUUUGAGAUACAAGUGUUGUCCCAUGACAAGAGAAAUACUCUAAACAAGGCUGGAAUGACGGAAGUCUCCUCCGACCAGCUCUCCACUGCCUCCGGCUCAGUGGUGGCGUUAAGGUCUUCCUCUGUUCACCAGCAGGUUCAAGGUGAGACAGAAAGCACAAGAGAAAUAAAGAGACCUGCCCCAGGAUCUGGAUCUUUCCAUUUCUCCAUUACCACUGCCAAAAGCCAAGAUGGAGAAAGACCCAGAUCAGGCAGUUUUGUGGGAGUGCUGAAACCGACUGAAGCCAAGCACAGAACAGAGGAUAAACCCUUUUCAAACAUGAGGGAAAAGGAAGAACUUGGAGACUUACAGCCAAGAGGGGGCAACUUUGCUUUGGGAAGACUUAGACAAGAGGGAGCUCUACACAAAAGCCCAGUUCUUCCAUGGGACAAGAGGGACAGCCUCAAAAAGGUGGAAUCAGUGACACCAUCUAAAAAUGUAACCACAGAUACAGGCGCUGUAGAGGGGGGGGAGGUGGAGAGCAGCCAGGAGGUGGUGGAAGACGCAUUGGAAGCACAAGAGUUCGAGGAGGAAGAAGAUGGAAAGACAGCGUUUGGUAUUAAACUGCGCUCCACAUCUCAGUUGACGAGACUUCGGUCUGAUGCCUCUUCUAACCAUAACUCAAAGCCACCAGUGUGCGAGGAGCAAUGUGACAAACAAAAAAGACAAGAAAUAAGUGAUGCCAGCUACAUGAAUAAAACACUGUCAACAAACAUCUCUUGUACACCAUCCGCCUCUGCAGACCUCCGACUGACUGAUACAACCCCAUCUGGGCUCUGCCUUCCAGUUAAGCAUAACCCACCAUCUACUGGCGAUCUUCACAUCAUGCCAGCUGUCCAAACAACCUCCUCAAACCUCAAAGAAGUUGAAACUGCCCUCGCAGUGUCUCAGGAGCCCCAGCCUGCCCCCCAAACGGCCUCAUCUGAGGUGUCCUGGAUGAGCUUGGCGAUGGAAAAGACCAGAAGCCUCCAACAGCUUUUUACUAGUAGAUUUCCCAGAGAUUUUACAGGCGUGCAAACAGUGGCUCGACCACAAGCACAAGUGCAGACAACAAAUCUAACAGAGACACAGACUGGGGCACAAAUACAGACUGUAAAAAUACAACAAAGUGCAACACCACUAGAGGCUGCAAAUCAACCAUCAACUGAUGCAGUCAAAGCAGAAACUGUGCAAAGUAGAAAUCAAGCACAGACUGUCAAACCAUCACUAAUGGCAGUGCAACAGAAGACAUCAACAGCAUCUCCUGUUCAGUCAGUCUUUAGAGAACAACAAACAUCAAAACAAACCAAUGAACCCCACUCACUGUCACGUAACACUCAGUCUGUGUCUGUACAGACCAACGCACGGACAACCCAGUCUCCGUUGCACUCUUCUACACAAACAGAGACCUCAUCUCAGUUUGCACAAGAGAGUGUCACGCAGUCCCAAUCUUACCUUUCCUCGGGCCAGCAGCAACCCCCCUGGAGCAACCGAGGUCUUUACCCCGCAAACCAGCUCAAAUCCACAACUUCAGCUCUGACGUCAGUUUCUACCACCUUGUCAGCUACAACGCCUCCUCCAGUUUCUGCCUUGGGAAGAGGGGAAAGAGAGGCCACCAUGCAGGAAAAAGAGGGUGCAUCACUGUCAGGAAGACGGGCAGUUUGGGCUGGGUCAAUAAGCGAGAAGGCUUCUUUUUUGGAGAAACGGGCAGAGUGGACCUCUCCACCUGGAACCAAGGGGGUGGAAUUGAAGAAAGCUCAAACAGAAGCACAGACAUCAGGUGAAUCUCCUGCCUCAGCCAUAACCACGCCUCUAAGCAAAGACACAAAACCAGAGGGAAGACAAGGAGUAAAACCUGCAGAGUCAAGUCCCUACAAAGUUCCAGACAGGCCUUGUGAGGACAAAUGGCUGCGGAAAAAAGGGGCGCCAUCUUCAUCGCCCUCAUCAUCACCUACAAUGCCAUCAGCGUUGCAGUCCAUGUCUGACAGCGGACAGCCGUCCUGGAUGGAACUAGCAAAAAGAAAAUCAAUGGCCUGGAGUGAUAAGUCCAUGGACUGAGAGGAAAAACAGACAGACAGACAGACAUAUUGUUUUUGACACAAAAAUAUGAACAUAAAACAGCCCAGCAGACAAAUUGUUAUAUUGAAUUUUUGGUGAGCCUGUCAGAAAGGUCUUGAAUCAACUCUGUUGAGGCUAUUGUGUUUGUGUAUUGAAUUGUAAAGUGUUAAUGUUAUAUUGAGAGACAGACAGAUACAGAGAGAGAGAGAGAGAGAGAGAGAGAGAGAGAGAGAGAGAGAGAGAGAGAGAGAGAGAGAGAGAGAGAGAGAGAGAGAGAGAGAGUAUAUAUAGAACAGGCCCAAAUUAAUUAUAAUCCCUCUCCACCACAAGCACUUCAAGAUAAUUGGUAUUUCUGAAUAAUGUUUUAUGUGAUUUACCACGUCACUGCUGUUAAUAGUUUGUUAAAUAAUAAAAUUUCUAAUGUUAA